AUGAUAUGGAGCUAUUAUCUAUCACGCUACCUACUUUUUUUAAUAUUCCCCUCAGUUUCGUCUCCGCCUCUAGAGUUAGCCCUCCAAUGGACUAAUCAGAAAGGCGCCAUACUGGAAAAUGGAGUCUAUGAGAGCUCUCUUGAGAAGUACAGUCUCGAUACGUACGAGGAGGGAGAAAUUGGCGUGCUUUCAACAUACGGAAGCUCCGUGAUUAAGAGACUACAUACAUUUUGGGAGUCCCUGAUUCAAAAAAUGAGCCCUCAGCCUGAAACCUCAAUGGCCUGGCCAAGAUACUACCAUAUUGCGUCAGAAGCUCUUCAGUCAUUCUCGGUGCCUGAAGCUAAGAAGUUGGCCAGAACCGUCCUGGCAUUGGGACCCGAAUUUUCUCAUUAUCGCAAUCAUCCUGAACUCUCUGAAGAAAAAAUCAGGUUGAUAAUCAAUCUUACUCGUCAUGUCCUUCAAAAUGAUUCGCUUAUGGCAGCAGAGAGGAUUUGGGCUUUUGGGAUUUUUUUACACCUUAAACGUCAAAUUAAAGCAGAUAAAAUUGAACCAAUCCCCACAAUCUGGGAAGAAAAAGGCAUGAACAGACCGCGCGAAGAAUAUCUAUCAUUUUUUCUGAAAGGCAAGGAUGUAGAGGAAUUGGUUCAAGAGAUGUGGUCAGGAUUUCCUUCACAAGUUGAGCCUGGAGACCGCGUUAUUCAGGAAGCGAUACAAAGGGAGUCAUCCAUACACCUCAUAAAAAAUCAAGAAAAAGCGGUGUCUCAUCAGCCAUCAACCCAACUACAGACUCUUCUUCUUGAUUUUAUGAAUUUAGAGACUCCAAUCAGUUCCGACAAGGCUUCGAUAUUACUUGAAAGGAUUUGGCGCCAACUUGAUGAACGCGUCAAGCAGAAAGAGAUCUUGAGUGCGCUUGAUGAGACCAAAAAUUUGGUCCGCUUGUUAAUGCAUUUAGAGGAGUACAACCACGCAAGCAGUGUCAAGUUUGAGAGAUCAAUGAAAGAACUCUUGAUGACAAACGAAAAACUUUGGGAUACGAUUUUCCAUACUGACAUAGUUCUCCAGCUUGAGGACGAGAGAUUACUUCCUGAAUUCAAGACCAUCUUGAGGGAUUUUACGAAUACAGUCGGAAUGGACAGACAACAACUUUUCAAGGUCUUGGGCGUCUUACACCAUCAACCGGUAUCGUCGUCUCAACUUGCAAGAUUUUUCAGAGUGGUCAACUUGGUAUUUAGGAGAAAUCCAGGGGUUUAUGAUAUGCUGGAUCUUGCUCUCAACCAGCAUCCAGAAAUGAUCUCAGCUCUCUCAGAGAUGACACUCAGAUAUGGUCAUGGAAACGUGAACCCGCAUUGGCCUGGCUCAGAUGAUCUCCGGUACUUGAUUUUCAGGAAACAGGAAGAUCAAAUGGCAUCGGAUCUCAGAAACAGACUCGCUAAAAUUUUGAUUCACCAAGGGAUACUUUCAGAAGUUGAAACUGGGAGACGGUUAGAAGAAAUGAAAUGGGACUUUUGCGGAUCAAGAAAAAAAUCUGUGACUCGAACUUUAUAUACUAUCUUCAACAAGAUCUUGACUAACCCUGAUUUUGAGCGAGACUCAGAUCUGAUGGAAUACAUUUUGUACCUCAUUUCACUAAAGAAUGAUGAUGCAAAGCUUUAUCGCCAUCUAAUCAAUAAAGAAAGUGGAGUAUUCGAAAGACUAUUGAAAGCAGUUUCCAAAUUUUCUCAAGCUCCCUCUUGGAAUAAGCAAGGGACGCUAGACGAGUUUGAAAUCGCUCUUAAACGGCUUGAAAAGGUGACGCUAAGUCCUUUUAGCUCAGUUAAUAAGGGCUCCUUGAUUGAUGGUUGA
Molecule: messenger RNA, 1842 nt
Organism: Melampsora larici-populina 98AG31
Lineage: Eukaryota; Fungi; Basidiomycota; Pucciniomycetes; Pucciniales; Melampsoraceae
Exons: 4
Coding region: 1-1842 (613 amino acids)
Source: RefSeq, a predicted model, not a curated record